UUCUUAAUAAAAACAGAGCAACUGUCGGGCAGGGCAGGCGUUGCCAACUAAAAUGCAAGGAUGAUUCGAAGAACAGUACAAUGGAACCGUAUUCCUUGUCGGGUAUGACAUAAAUAACCGCAUCUACAGCUUCAGCCCAUCAAACGAUCCAAAUAGAAAAACCCAAAAUAGAAAUGAUCCAAACCGAAGUUGGAAGAGUUGUUUUCGGGAGGAGCGAGUAAGUAAAACCCCUUUUGUGAUAAAUCCCAAAUCCAUAAGCUUCUCGCCUAGCAACCAAGGAAUCUACCGACUUCAAUGGCUGUCGCUGAUCAGAAAUCAGACCUCGAUGGCAAGGUUUGGAGCCUUUGUAGUAUACCCUUUUGGCAAAAUGGCAAUGUCUCCUCGUCUUCUGGUUCUUCGUCGACUGCUAUUCAUCGCGUUAAUGAGCAAAGUAAUGGUCAUAAGCCAACAGAGAACUCGGGCUCCUAUCCUUCUGGCAAGGUUUCGUUCAUUGCGAAAUCUCUACUCCCUACCAGAAGAAGGCUUCGUCUCGAUCCUUCCAACAAGCUCUACUUUCCAUAUGAACCUGGGAAGCAGGUAAAGAGUGCUAUUGAGAUACAGAAUACGAGCAAGAAUCAUGUGGCUUUCAAAUUUCAAACGACCGCGCCGAAGAGCUGCUACAUGCGUCCUCCUGGUGGUAUACUUGCUCCUGGUGAAAGUAUCAUCGCAACGGUGUUCAAGUUUGUGGAGCCACUAGAGAACAAUGAGAAGCCUGUGGAUCAAAAGAGGAGGGUUAAGUUUAAGAUUGUGAGCUUGAAAGUGAAGGGUAACAUGGACUAUGUGCCAGAGCUGUUUGAUGAACAAAGAGAUCAUGUAGCAGUUGAGCAAAUACUGCAAGUUGUUUUUCUUGACCCGCAGCAUUCUAAUCCUGCUUUGGAGAAACUCUUCCGACAACUAGCUGUGGCCGAGGCUGCAACUGAGGUGCGUCAAAAGCCAGCAGAAGAAACAGACCCGAAAGUCGUUGGUGAAGGACUCGUCAUCGACGAAUGGAAAGAAAGAAGGGAAAGAUACCUAGCUAAGCAACAGGUUGGAGGUGUGGAUUUGGUGUGAAAUCGAGCUGGUCGUGUUAUGAAAGUUGGAAUCACAUUCAUGUGUGAACCUUUCUUUGAGGCAUUCGUCGUCGAAGAGCAGUCAUCGACAUCGACAUUAGCAAUCAAAAGCGAAUGGCUUAACGACUUGAUUUGUGAUGGCGUUUCAUGAUCUUGUGUUUGUUUGAUUGAUUGGGUUGCUGUUUCUGUUGGAGUUUGAAGGUUUUGAGGUAAAUAGUGGGUGUUGUUCUUGAAAAGUGUUGCUGUUUGUGAUAAAGUUUGGGGCAAAUGAGCCAAAGAAUCAAGUCUUCAAAAUAGCAUGUCCUGUUGAGAGGCAUCAUUUGUGAGCCCACUUGCUGUGUGGAAUGGUAUCUGCUUGGUUUAUAUCUCCCUUUCUUUGAAAUCUUUCCCUUAGUGCUUUCCUAUCAGACAAAGGCACAAAAAUGACUGCAUAUUAGAGCUAUUCCACAUCUUAUGAAUAUAUUCUAGUGAAUCGGGCGCAUU
Cucurbita pepo subsp. pepo (vegetable marrow) is the source of this 1571-nucleotide messenger RNA. Its product is annotated as vesicle-associated protein 4-2. Gene Ontology annotation, biological process: endoplasmic reticulum membrane organization. Gene Ontology annotation, cellular component: endoplasmic reticulum membrane; plasma membrane. Lineage: Eukaryota; Viridiplantae; Streptophyta; Magnoliopsida; Cucurbitales; Cucurbitaceae. The record is from RefSeq and is a predicted model, not a curated record.